Molecule: messenger RNA, 2925 nt
Organism: Salvia miltiorrhiza (redroot sage)
Lineage: Eukaryota; Viridiplantae; Streptophyta; Magnoliopsida; Lamiales; Lamiaceae
Exons: 8
Coding region: 1-2925 (974 amino acids)
Source: RefSeq, a predicted model, not a curated record
AUGUGGUGCACUCAUGAGGGUUUCUUGGAUCAAGUCAGGGCUUCUUGGAUUCUUCCUAUUGAUAGUCUUUGCCCGAUGGUUAGAGUGAUGAAGAAGCUGAAGCGUCUUCGUUCGGUUCUCAAGGCCUGGAACAGAGAUACUUUUGGGAAUUACAAUAUCGCCUUGGCUGAGCUGCACCAGGAUCUGAGUUCCCUUCAGGAGGUUUCUUUGCAGGCUCGGAUUGGCACGAUUCUCAUACGUAAAUCUGAGCAUCUGAGGCAGCAUAGUCGGAUCACUUGGCUUUCUGAUGGUGGUAUGAAUACCCGUUUCUUCCAUUCUAUGGUUAAAUGGCAUAGAUCCGGUCAAUCCAUUAAGAAGCUAAGCAUUGAUGGGGUUAUUUCGGAGGACACGGCUACCAUGGCGGCUCAUGUGGUUGGUUUUUAUAAGGCUCUUUUCUUUGAGCCUGCUUCUGGGUUGGUGGAUAGAUCCUGGAUUUCUAACUUCAUUCCUAACUCUGUCUCUUCGGCUCAUUCUGCUAUGCUCACAACCCCCCAUUCGGCUGAUGAUAUUCGUUUGGUGGUUUUCUCCAUGGAUAAAGAUAGUGCGCCUAGUUCGGAUGGUUUUAAUGGGGCCUUCUUUCAACAUUCUUGGGAUGUGGUGGGGGAGGACAUGGUGGCGAUUGCGGAUGCGAUUCUUGUUUAUGAUUAUAGGCCUAUUGUGCUGGGUAAUUUCUUUUUCAAAGUCAUCACCAAGAUUUUGGCCUCUCGGUUGAAUGCGGUGGCGGCGGAGAUUGUUUCGGCUAAUCAAUUUGGUUUUAUCUCGGGUCGCUCCAUUCAGGAGUGUAUUCUUCUUGCUUCUGAAGGGGUUAACUAUAUGGAGCGUUCGGUGCUGGGGCAGAAUUUGGCUCUUAAGGGUGAUCCUUUGUCUCCUGUGCUUUUUGGGUUGGCAGAAGAGGUGUUGAGUCAUCUUCUUUUGGAUGUGACGGAUAGAGGCUUUAUUGCUCAAAUGCGUAUGUCCCGGCCUCUCCUCUUCCCUUCCCACUUUCUCUAUGUGGAUGAUGUCCUUUUAUUCUGCAAGGCGGACCACCGAAGUUGCAAAAUGAUUGAUUCUAUUCUUCAUAUCUAUGCUUCUGUCUCCGGUCAAUUUUGUAAUAAGGCUAAGUCCACGGUUUUCUUCGGCAAGGGUGUCCCUCUUCAAAUGCGCCGGCGUUUGAAGCGUGACUUGGGCUUCUCUACUGGUUCUUUGCCUUUUAUCUAUCUAGGCGUCCCCAUAGUUGCUGGUCGUGUUUCAUCUUCUCGUCUGGCUUGCAUUCGGGAUCGCAUUAUUACCUAUUUUCCCAGAUGGCAGGGCAUGCAGCUUUCCAUGGCAGGUCGUAUUUGUUUGGUUACCUCGGUGAUUCAGAGUGCAGCUGUUCAUAGCAUGUUGAUUUUCAAAUGGCUGGUUAAGCAUUUGCAUGACCUUGAUCGUGCUUGCCGUUCCUUUAUUUGGACUGGCACCACCAUUUCCAAACCGAACUCUUCUGUGGCUUGGAACAGAGUUUGUGCUCCUAAAGCACAAGGAGAGAUAUUUGGAUUCCUGCUUUCGUCUGAGGUCUUCUUGGUUUACCUCUUCGAUUUGGCUGGGCUCAUCGACAGAAUUGGAAUUCCUAAUUCUAUCCACCAGUAUCUUAUGCAGUCGAUCUCAGAUUAUUUUUUCGAUAGCUUCUGGAACUUCACGUUAGAUUUUCUGCAAGCUUUUUCGGACAUUGCUUUUGACAUUGUCUCGGUUCCUAUUGGUGGGGUUGGAGACCGCCGUGCUUGGACUCAUUCACACUUUGGAAAGGUUACUUCUUCUCUUGCUAUGGAUCAUAUGCGGCCUAGUUUUCCGACGGUUGAUUGGGGUAAGUGGAUAUGGGCGCCUUUUAUCCCAGUCCGCAGAGCUAUUGUUACUUGGUGGGUUAUUCUGGGUCGUCUCCUAACGGCCAGUUUACUGCGUCGCCAAGGCUUUAUGGGCCCUGGAUGGUGCCCACUCUGUCGUGAUACUGGAAAGGAUAUUGAUCAUCUCUUUUGGGAGUGUUCGAUUGCUAGACACAUUUGGAGCUCCCUCUUUUCCUGGUUUCAUCUGGACGGUUCUUCGAUCUUGGAUGUUGGGAGUCUUGUCAUUUGGGCGAUGCGGGUUAAGGUCAGCAAGCAGGUAGCCAAUCUUUGGCGGGUUGGUGUCAUGUCUGCCGUGUGGAGUAUUUGGAAUCAUCAGAACAGGGUGGUGUUUGAUGAGGCUCCUAUUUCUGCUGUGGCUCUGACUAUUCAGGUCAAAUCUUUUAUUCUGGAGGCCUCCCAUUUCAAUUUGGGUGAGAUGGCUAAUUCGGUGGAGGAGUUGCUUGUACUUCACGAUUUGGGGGUGUCGGGCAAACCCCAUCGUCCUACUUCUUACAUUUAUGUUUUUUGGCUCCCUCCUCCUCAUCCUUGGAAAAAUAUCAACAUUGAUGGUUAUGUUCAUGGUUCGCCUCCAAGUAUUCAUGUCGGAGGUAUUAUUCACGACCCUAGUUCGGUGGUUGAUUAUUUCCAUUUCUCUGCUGGUUGUGGUUGGGCUUUCGAGGGUUGGGAUUACAUCUGGAUUGAGACAGACUGCACUUAUCUGGUUGAUCUUUUUCGCUCUCGUUCUGACUAUGUUCCUUGGAGAUUCUUCAGUCGCUGGAGGAAGGUGAUUCAUGAUAUUGCUGAUCUUCAUAUUAUUAUCACCCAUAUCUUCAGGGAGGGGAAUCAGGUUGCUGAUUUCAUGGCCUCUUCGGUGACGGAGAAGGGUUAUUGGUCCUUUGCGAUUCCUAGUAUUCUUCAGCUGGUUUCAGGUGUGUUUUGGGCUUCUAUUGUUUGGGCUUUGGUGUUGCUGGCUCGCACUCCUGUGUCUUCUUCUGGUGCUCGUGUGUUCUGGGCGUCUGCUUUUGAGCGUUCCUUGCCCCUGCUAUCUUAG